AUUUUUGACAACCAAAAGAGAUGUCAGGUUUUUGCGUCCACACUAUUAGUCAUUAUCUUCGAUGAUACUUUCAUACUUCACAUGAUACGUGGCAUUCAUUUCAUUGGACAACAUACAAUUAUGAUAAUAAAUCAAGAGGAUAUCUCCUGUUGAAUCGCCGUGGGAAUGCAUUUAAUUGGGUUUUGGUGCCAACCUGACCGACCAAUGUUGUUAUCAUUAACAAAUUGUUACGACCCAUAAGCUAAGGGAAUCUAAUGUGAAAUUAGCAAUGUUUUAGGUGACCUUCACCAGUUAAAAAUCUCACAAAGUAAUGUGGGAUACCAAUAAUCAUAAAAACUAAUCCGUGGAAGCAUUUGUGAAGAGCUACAAAUGAGAACAUCCCAACAUCAGUUGAUGGAUUUUGAGUGUGGAAGCAAUUACUUUAUGUUUGCUGGAUGUCAUGCGAGACCCUUUUCUCUCUUCCUUUUUUAAUUUGUCUUUUCUUUAAACAAUCAAACUUUUUAUUCGUUGCUAAAUGGACACAACAGAAUAUGCCAAUUCAAGUGCUCCCAAGUUCUUUACCUAUAAAUAGAUGGCUGCAAUGAACCAAAUUAACACGUACCCCUCUUUAUACCAAUCAUGGCACUAGAAUUGUUUACACUUCGGCUUCUUUCAGCUCUCUGCCUUCUAUCAGUCCAGACGUUUGCUCAAGAUUUUGAUUUCUUUUACUUUGUCCAGCAGUGGCCAGGAUCCUAUUGUGACACCCAGCAAAGUUGUUGCUAUCCUUCAUCUGGGAAGCCGGCAGCUGACUUCGGGAUCCAUGGACUCUGGCCUAACUACAAUGAUGGCUCCUAUCCUUCCAACUGUGAUCCCGGCGUUCCUUUUAAUCCAUCCAAGAUUAGUGAUUUGGUGGACAGUAUGCAAACAAACUGGCCAUCUCUUGCUUGCCCCAGCAGCGAUGGCGAUACUUUUUGGUCACAUGAAUGGACGAAACAUGGAACCUGCUCCGAAUCAGUCUUGGAUGAACGUGGCUACUUCAGUGCUGCACUCAACCUCAAGAAACAAGUGAAUCUCCUCGAAGCACUGCGCAACUCAGGUAUCGAGCCUAACGACCAAUCCUACAGCUUGAACAGCAUAAGUCAGGCCAUUAGCGACGCCACGGGAUACACACCGGGGAUAGAAUGCAACAGAGAUGAAUCUGGAAAUGACCAACUUUAUCAAGUGUAUGUUUGUGUGGAUACUUCAGGGACCAGUCUUAUUGACUGCCCUGUUCUGCCUCAUGGCAAAUGCUCCUCCCAAAUACAUUUUCCUUCAUUCUAAUCAAAAAAUGCCUCGAUGAGGAGCAAAUGUAAUAGGCAGUGUCAAUUGGUGAUAAAAAUUAUUGGAUCCUGUAUUUUUGUGGCAAUGCAUUUCUUUUCUUUUA
Molecule: messenger RNA, 1402 nt
Organism: Asparagus officinalis (garden asparagus)
Lineage: Eukaryota; Viridiplantae; Streptophyta; Magnoliopsida; Asparagales; Asparagaceae
Product: ribonuclease 1-like
Exons: 4
Coding region: 619-1299 (226 amino acids)
Biological process (GO): RNA catabolic process
Cellular component (GO): extracellular region
Molecular function (GO): RNA binding; ribonuclease T2 activity
Source: RefSeq, a predicted model, not a curated record